Messenger RNA from Marchantia polymorpha subsp. ruderalis, 1815 nucleotides. Lineage: Eukaryota; Viridiplantae; Streptophyta; Marchantiopsida; Marchantiales; Marchantiaceae. The record is from the annotation of a GenBank genome assembly.
GAAGACAGAAUUGGAUGUCGGACGGACACACCAUCAUUCUUCGCCAACAGCGCCAUACUGCAUCUUCUUCUUCCGGUUGUCAGCCAGCGGGUUGCCUUCUCACGGUACACCUCGUCACCGAGGUAGAUAAGACCGACUGACAUCUGCGCAUCCCGAAUAGCAAAUCCGCCGCGGUAGCCGGGUUCAAAAGACGAUCGAUCUUCGUCGGUGGGGCCAUCAAAUCUUCAAAAGUCGCGAUAUUUCUGGCGAGCGAGCGAGCGAGGGAGAGAGGGAGGGACGCCUUAAUGCUCUGCUUAGGGAGUGGUUAGAGGGCACCGGCGUAGAGUAAAGGCUAAGAAAGCCAAAUAAACUCAAGGAUCGUAGUCGAUCCCCGCAUACAUUGACGGCCAAAUCGAGACUAACCGAGAUCUAGAUGACCGACUCCAUCAUUACGCCGUAGUAGUGGUAUAACUUGCGCCCCUGGCUCUGACGACGUUGGAAUGUCGAGUUUAUGGUUGCGACCCCGGGAAGAAGGAUUCGUGUGCGAGGACCUAAGCCAGUCGGAGCUAUGGCUAAUCACGUGACUAAGUGGAUCCGGAUCAUAAUCAGCCCGAGGGGACUCGGUGGGAGCGACACCUGCUCGCGGUGCGCUGGGAGCAUGGGACAUGUCAUGGAACGACUCGAAGAACGGCACAUGAUUGUGUGAUGAGGAGGACCCCGCUGCAGACCCAACACGUGACCUUCUUCGAAUGUAGAAUCUCUGUCUCUCGCUACAGCGAUAGAUCGGGGCCGGGGUCAACCCGGCAGAGCGAUGCCGCGGCGCCGAGCACGGGACGUGAAGUGACGGGGAGCUGGGAGAGUGCGGGUCCCACCUCGAUGGCUUACUUCUGGACACGUCGCUGCCCGCCCGCUGGACGUGGUCACCACCGGUGAUCACAGUAAGGUUCGCCUGACCUCUUGUCCCUCGCCCUCGUCCGCGCUCACAGUUCCAGAUGCUACGCCGUCGAGGGGAAGAGGUUUUCUCCGUACGUGGUUGAUACCAUCUAUUCCAGAUGCUGGAUCUAGCAGGUUCUAGAGUUGGGUCCGACGACGUGCUUCAUAAUAAGGGAGCAUACGGCUUAACAUUCUUCUGUAUGAAGCAAGUGUCGGUGGGAUUUCCUACUCGGGCCUUAUACAGAGCUCGAUCGAUGUUCGCGUCCCACUCAAAUCUCUGGCCCCCAAAACGUGUUGCCCAUAUCUGUCGAGUAUCGCUUUCCUUUUGGCAUGAAGGCCAUGUUCUUUAGCUCGAGACAGAGGUGCAGUGCGCACAGAGGUCUUGAGAUACUGGUCAUAGCUUUCAUCACUUUUGUACUUUCCUAACAUGAGAGCUCGUUGAGCUCACAUCUCAGAUGUGUCGCAAGUAAAGCUUGGUCUGAAAAAAGAAAGUGCAUCUUCGUUAUCUCUUCGAGCGAGUUUUCUCCUUUUGUGCGGAGCUCGGAUCCAGAUCUCCAAGAUCUACUGAAUAUUCUUUCGGAACAAGGGCUUUGUCUGAGUGAAUGUUUUCUUGGAAUACUUAUUCCUUGUGUCUUUGAGGUGUGAACAGGUUAUUAGGAGGCAGAGAAGACCGAUCUGAACCCAGUUUUAACAUAACAUUCGGGGAAAUCCCGAUAAUAACGGAAAUCUAGACUUGGGUCCUAGCCCCAUUUUAAACUUUUGGUUUGAUCCAUGCAAGACUUGAGGGGGUCUCCCAUUCUCUGUCCUUCUUAUUUCUUACUUGUUUGAAAUCCAGACUUCACAUUUGCCAAAGGCUGACAUAUAUGUGGGGAGAAUGCCACGAUGAAUGCUAGAAAAGGACGG